Diospyros lotus (date-plum) is the source of this 3747-nucleotide messenger RNA. Its product is annotated as pre-mRNA-splicing factor ATP-dependent RNA helicase DEAH1-like. NCBI's taxonomy places the organism in Eukaryota, Viridiplantae, Streptophyta, Magnoliopsida, Ericales, Ebenaceae. The transcript has 28 exons. Gene Ontology annotation, molecular function: RNA binding; ATP binding. The record is from RefSeq and is a predicted model, not a curated record. Gene Ontology annotation, cellular component: catalytic step 2 spliceosome; intracellular anatomical structure. The coding region runs from base 232 to 3399 and encodes 1055 amino acids.
UUCUGAGCCUUACGCGCUUCUUUGGGGCUUUGCCUUCUCUUCUCAGUGUUCUACUCUUCAAAAAUUUGCCUCCUCGCUGUCUCAAGACCCUGGCUCUCAAUGGAAAAUAGGCGAAACCCUAAACCUCAGUAGAUCGAAAUCUGGAACUGUAUCUCCGCCUCUUCCUCAGCCAAUCAGCGUAAACCCAUUCGGGGAAAAUCAAAUCCCUCAAUCGAAACCCUAGAGUGAAAAAUGGGAAGCGAGUUGAAAACUUGGGUGUCAGACCAGUUGAUGUUGCUGUUGGGAUACUCACAGCCCACGCUUGUUCAAUAUGUGAUUGGAUUAUCAAAGACAGUUUCAUCACCAACUGAUUUCGUGAGUAAACUUGUGGAUUUUGGGCUGUCAGCUACUAGUGAAACACGGGCUUUUGCAGAGGAGAUUCUUGCAAGAGUUCCACGUAAAACUUCAGGGGUUAAUCUUUAUCAGAAACAAGAACGAGAGGCAGCAACGCUGGUGAGAAAGCAGAAGACUUACACAUUAUUGGAGGCCGAUGAUGACGAUGAUAAUGUUGGUGGUGCCAUUGGAGAUGGUUCUUCUGUUCUUGCGGCUUCUCCGUCCAGAAAAAGGGAUAGUCAUAAGAAACGUUUCAGGAAGAAGACUGAGAAUCAGGAAGAUGAAGAUGAAGAUGAUCAGGCAGUUGUAAAUGGGGAAGAAGAAAGACAAGUUAAAAGACGUACUUCUCUGGAUGAAUAUGAUUCUGAGUCUGAAGAAGAAAGAUUGCGUGACCAGAAAGAGAGAGAGGAGUUGGAGCGCAACAUAAAAGCACGAGAUGCAGCAGCAACGAGGAAGCUAACUGAGCAAAAAUUAACACAGGACGAGGAAGAGGAAGCAAUUCUGAGAUCGAAUGCUAUGGAGCAAAAUGGUAUCGAAGUGUUAAGAAAAGUUUCAAGGCAAGAAUAUUUAAAGAAAAGAGAACAAAAGAAACUGGAGGAGCUUAGAGAUGAUAUAGAAGAUGAACAGUAUCUAUUUGAGGGUGUUAAAUUGACUGAAGCAGAGUACCGUGAGCUGAGAUACAAGAAAGAAAUAUUUGAGCUUGUUAAGAAGAGGACUGAAGAGGCUGAUGAUGUAGACGAGUAUAGGAUGCCUGAAGCUUAUGAUCAGGAAGGAGGGGUAGAUCAAGAGAAGAGAUUUUCCGUUGCCAUGCAGCGUUACAGGGACACAAGUACUGGAGACAAAAUGAAUCCCUUUGCAGAACAAGAAGCAUGGGAAGAUCAUCAGAUAGGAAAGGCAACCCUCAAAUUUGGUUCCAAAGAUAGAAAGCUAAAAUCCGAAGAUUAUCAGUUUGUGUUUGAGGACCAGAUUGAGUUCAUAAAGGCAUCAGUGAUGGAUGGUGUCAAUUUUGAAGAUGAGUUGGAUACCGAGUCCCUUGAGAAAUCCAUGGCAAAAUCAGCAUUUGAGAAGCUUCAGGAGGACAGAAAGACUUUGCCCGUCUAUCCAUAUCGAGAGGAGUUACUUCAAGCUAUUCAUGAUCAUCAGGUUCUUGUUAUUGUUGGAGAGACGGGCUCUGGGAAAACAACACAGAUACCCCAAUAUCUUCAUGAGUCUGGGUACACGAAACGUGGAAAGAUUGGAUGUACCCAGCCCCGGCGUGUGGCUGCUAUGAGUGUUGCUGCUCGAGUUUCUCAAGAAAUGGGUGUCAAACUUGGCCACGAGGUUGGUUACUCAAUUCGUUUUGAAGAUUGCACUUCAGAAAAGACAGUUCUGAAAUAUAUGACUGAUGGUAUGUUACUUCGAGAAUUCCUUGGUGAACCUGAUCUUGCAAGUUACAGUGUGGUGAUGGUGGAUGAGGCCCAUGAAAGAACUCUUUCAACAGACAUUUUAUUUGGUUUAGUUAAGGAUAUUUCUCGUUUUCGCCCUGAUCUCAAAUUGCUCAUUUCGAGUGCAACACUUGAUGCUGAGAAAUUCAGUGAUUAUUUUGAUUCUGCCCCAAUUUUUAAGAUUCCUGGCAGGCGGUUUCCUGUUGAGAUACACUACACGAAAGCGCCGGAGGCUGAUUACUUAGAUGCGGCCAUUGUCACUGCUCUUCAGAUCCAUGUGACCCAACAACCUGGUGAUGGUGACAUACUGGUAUUCUUCACUGGGCAAGAAGAAAUUGAAACUGCUGAGGAGAUCCUAAAACAUAGAACAAGAGGACUUGGAACUAAAAUUCCUGAACUUAUCAUAUGCCCCAUCUAUGCAAACCUCCCAACAGAGCUACAGGCAAAAAUAUUUGAACCCACUCCUGAAGGGGCACGGAAGGUUGUCCUGGCAACUAAUAUUGCAGAAACUUCAUUAACUAUUGAUGGGAUAAAGUAUGUUAUUGAUCCUGGAUUUUGCAAAAUGAAAUCUUAUAAUCCCAGGAGUGGCAUGGAGUCAUUGCUGGUUGCUCCAAUCUCCAAAGCAUCAGCAAAUCAGCGGGCUGGUCGAUCUGGACGAACAGGCCCUGGGAAGUGCUUUCGGCUAUACACUGCUUACAACUAUUACAAUGAUUUGGACGACAAUACUGUUCCUGAGAUACAACGGACCAACCUUGCAAAUGUUGUUCUCACGCUUAAGAGCCUUGGCAUUAAUGACCUUGUGAAUUUUGAUUUUAUGGACCCACCACCUGCUGAAGCAGUGCUUAAAGCCCUAGAACUACUUUUUGCCUUGGGUGCAUUGAAUAAAUUAGGGGAGUUGACAAAAGUAGGUAGAAGGAUGGCGGAAUUCCCUCUUGAUCCAAUGUUAUCUAAAAUGAUUGUAGCCUCAGAAAAAUAUACAUGCUCAGACGAAAUCAUAUCAAUUGCUUCAAUGCUUUCUAUUGGAAAUUCAAUCUUUUACCGCCCGAAGGACAAACAAGUCCAUGCUGACAAUGCAAGAUUGAAUUUUCACACUGGGAAUGUUGGAGAUCAUAUUGCAUUGCUUAAGGUCUACAGUUCAUGGAAAGAAACAAACUACUCAACGCAGUGGUGCUAUGAGAAUUACAUUCAGGUCAGGAGCAUGAAGCGAGCAAGAGACAUAAGAGACCAAUUGGAGGGGCUAUUAGAGAGGGUUGAAAUUGAAUUAACGUCAAACACUAAUGAUCUAGAAGCUAUAAAGAAGUCCAUAACAGCAGGGUUCUUCCCACAUUCAGCUAGGCUGCAGAAGAAUGGAUCUUAUCGGACAGUCAAAUAUCCCCAGACUGUCCAUAUCCACCCCAGCUCUGGUUUAGCUCAGGUGCUCCCAAGAUGGGCUGUUUAUCAUGAACUGGUAUUGACAACCAAGGAGUACAUGCGGCAGGUUACUGAACUAAAACCUGAGUGGCUGGUGGAAAUUGCUCCUCACUAUUAUCAGUUGAAGGAUGUUGAGGAUUCUGGGUCAAAGAAAAUGCCUCGUGGAGCAGGACGAGCAUCCAGGACCGAAUGAAAGUGGCCUGUGAGUAAAAGAUACCGAGAAGAGCAGCAAAUUUAAACACAAUUUUGUAAAUCUACCAUACGAUGUUGUUUAGCCAAGAUGAAAAAAAAGAAAAAAUAGUCUUGGCUUUCUUUUUAUCUUGUUUUGUUGCACAUAUUAUACUGGUCUAGGUGUCUGGAUCACCAGUUAGUUCUCUUCCAUGUUCGAUUGUGUUAUUUGAAGAGGUGUGGAGUGGUCCUCAAUUCAUUUAUUCAUUCACUUUGAAUACUGGUUGUUGUAGUUUAGAAUAGAUCUCAAGAUGUAUAUAGCCUUAGUAUAGGGCUGCUCUCGGCUUGCAUUUCUUUUGUACAUUUUAAAGGU